UUAGUGACAAACCCAACGCAUCGCGUUCUUUUUCUCUCGCUCUCUCCUCGCCCAAUCUUCCACCAGAUCUUAAACGGCCGGCCUCCGAGACCGAAACAAGAACGAUCUGAAGAGGGGGGCGUGACACCAUUCCCUCGCCUCGUCUCCUCGAUUUCUCCGGUGACCAACCCUAGCCCUAAUCUCUAGCCGAGACCGAGAGAGAGAGAGAGGAGGGACGAGCUGAUGGAUUCCGAUUCGAUUGAUGGAUCUUUGAUGAACAACGGGAACCACGCGCCUUCUGAUAGACCCAUGAAGGUCAUCAUCGACACGGAUCCCGGGAUAGAUGAUAGCAUGGCCAUAUUAAUGGCAUUUCAAAAACCAGAGAUUGAAGUUUUAGGUUUGACGACAAUAUUUGGUAACGUGUUUACUGAAGAUGCUACUAGCAAUGCCUUGCUUUUGUGUGAGAUAGCUGGACAUCCUGAGGUUCCGGUGGCAGAAGGAAGCCAUGAGCCUUUAAAGGGUGGAAAGCCACGUGUUGCUGAUUUUGCUCAUGGAUCUGAUGGAUUUGGCAAUAUAUUUCUUCCUCCACCCGUGGGAAAAAAGAUAGAGAAAAGUGCAUCAGAGUUUUUAGUUGAUAAGGUUUCUCAGUACCCUGGUGAUGUAUCCAUUCUUGCAUUGGGACCUUUAACAAAUUUAGCAUUGGCCAUCAAAAGAGACUCUUCUUUUGCGAAGAAGGUGAAGAAGGUGGUUAUUCUUGGUGGAUCUUUCUUUGCUGCCGGAAAUGUCAGUCCUGCUGCUGAAGCAAAUAUUUAUGGAGACCCCGAAGCAGCUGACAUUGUCUUUACAUCUGGAGCAGAUAUAGUAGUCGUAGGAAUAAACAUCACCACUCAGGUCAAAUUCACAGAUGCUGACCUCUGCGACCUAAGAAACUCUCAGGGAAGGCACUCACAAAUUUUAUCUGACAUGUGCAAGUUCUACAGAGACUGGCAUGUUAAGUCUGAUGGUGUUUAUGGUAUUUUCCUACAUGAUCCUGUCAGCUUUGUCGCACUAGUUCGACCAGAUCUUUUUACAUUUAAAAAGGGGGUUGUGAGGGUUGAGACACAGGGAAUCUGUGUGGGGCAUACAUUAAUGGACCAAGGAUUAAAAAGGUGGAACACAAGCAAUCCGUGGACAGGUUAUUCACCUGUAUCAGUUGCAUGGACAGUUGAUGUUCCUGGAGUUCUUUCAUUCGUCAAACAGCUGCUUGCAAAACCAUGAACCAGGAGAAGGGUGGUUAACCACUUCUCUUUGGAAGCCAGUUGCCUUUGUCAGAUUUAGAUAACCAAACACUGUAAUCUGUAACUCCAAAAAAGAAAGGUGGUGUUGAUCAAUAAAAUUCCAUUCUGUAAACAAUUUCGUCAAGUCAUUUCUCCCCGCCGAACAGUAAAAGGAUUGAUGAUUUAAUAAUGACAAGGUCUGAUCCUGCUCGGUGUUGUUUGUAUUGCUAAA
Messenger RNA from Musa acuminata subsp. malaccensis (wild Malaysian banana), 1467 nucleotides. RefSeq names its product probable uridine nucleosidase 1. Lineage: Eukaryota; Viridiplantae; Streptophyta; Magnoliopsida; Zingiberales; Musaceae. The record is from RefSeq and is a predicted model, not a curated record. Gene Ontology annotation, biological process: purine nucleoside catabolic process. Gene Ontology annotation, molecular function: purine nucleosidase activity. Gene Ontology annotation, cellular component: cytosol.